UCCCGCUCAUCUCAUUUGGGCGGCCAAACAAAUUUUGGGCAGCUGAGAUGUGGAUUCAAAUUUUGAAUCCCUUACUCAUCCCAAUCCCAAGACACUUAUCAUACGCAUACUCUUCACAUGCUUUUUUGUUCCUAUUCUUUCUUCUCCCAGAGAAACCCUAAAACACAAAUGAAGUCAGAUCUUGUAGAUUCCAAUUACUUCUCAUUCUUAACAAAAUCGAGUUCUCAUUUUUAUCAAAAUCACCCCGGAAUUAUUCAACGAUUUGGAUGAACAAAGAUCCAUCCAACUCACAUCCAAGUUCCGAAAACCCAAGAUCUAGGAUUUACUUCCAUGUCCUGAUUAAACUGAUUAGGAUAACAGAUCUACAGUUCGUGAUUGCACUUGGUUGAGAAGACAACAACUAUUGAUAGUACAGAACUUCAAAAGGGGAGUGAGCCCCCCCAAAGAGUUUAUACAAGCCAAAAAGCAUUAUACUGAAGCUCUCAUUGACGGGCGAGUGCAUUUUAAACUUUUUGAUGACUGCUAUGUCCAGGCCGGUGAGGGCGAAGAUAAUUACAUAUGCAGAGUUGUUGAAUCACUAGACCUUCAUGGCCACAUCGCCAAUAAUCUGUUUCUAUCAUUAUAUAAUGAAAUCCACCAGGAGAUAUUGCUGUGAUGGUAGUGACGAGUAUGAUGGCAAAACCAGGUGCAACAACACCUGUUGGGAGGCUGGAAAAGCAACAAGAGAUAAGUUAAUGGAAAAAAAUGCAUUACAUCGGGAUGGCGUUGCCAUAAGAAAGCAUGAAGUUCAACAAGCAAAAGUCUCAGCAGCAAAAGAUGAGGCUGAGCUGUCAAAUCUGAAGAAUGAGGAGAAAAUUUUCAAGGGGAUUGUUCAACAACUUAAGGAGCACAAGGAACGAAUAGAGGAGGCAGUGGAGAAAGAGCGCAUCCAGAAAGAAAAGGAGGAAAAGCAGAUAAAGGAAGCCGGUGAAUCUGAAUCGAAGGAACACAAAGAUGAAGAGAAAAAUGAUGCUGAAGAACAAGAGCAUGUGAAAGAUCACAAUGUUGAAGAACAAGAGUCUGUCGAAAAUAAUGACAAUGAAGCUUAUAACCUAGGUUUUCAUCGCUACAACCUUGCAUUCAUUUCACAACACAUGAGUUUGCUAUUAAACACAUGGCUGAUGGUGACGAAGGUCGAAACCUUAAUUACAGUGAUUUGCCUGGUUGAUGACAAAUCCCAGUUCUACCACUCAUAAGGCCCUGGACUUUUACUACGCUUUGGGCACCCAAAAUGGUUGAGCCGCCCCUGAAUCGUUUAUAGGUUUCAAGCACCAUAUGAUAUCAAUGACAUAAACAAAGAAGCUGUGCUGAUAUUUAUUUAGCGAUGAAGCUUAAAAUUAGACAAUGUAUGCAUUAAAAGCACCAUGAUACAGAUCUGUGUACUUUAUAAUAUAUAUUUGCAUAACUUGAGAGUUUACA
Molecule: messenger RNA, 1458 nt
Organism: Helianthus annuus (common sunflower)
Lineage: Eukaryota; Viridiplantae; Streptophyta; Magnoliopsida; Asterales; Asteraceae
Product: glucosidase 2 subunit beta
Exons: 9
Coding region: 588-1235 (215 amino acids)
Biological process (GO): N-glycan processing
Cellular component (GO): glucosidase II complex
Source: RefSeq, a predicted model, not a curated record